Messenger RNA from Penicillium chermesinum, 450 nucleotides. RefSeq lists its product as uncharacterized. The transcript is spliced from 3 exons. The coding region runs from base 1 to 450 and encodes 149 amino acids. Lineage: Eukaryota; Fungi; Ascomycota; Eurotiomycetes; Eurotiales; Aspergillaceae. The record is from RefSeq and is a predicted model, not a curated record.
AUGAUCCGAGAGAGCGAGAAUGAGACCGCCAAAUCAUUUCCAGUGCGCUUCUCCGAAAAGAGACUAGCCAGGGAUUUCCGGAAAAAAAAGUCUGUAGACGGAAAGGCUAGCCCUAGUCGGGAUGUGGUCGGCUUCCAUGCUCCUGACAAUGCCUCCUGUCUAGAAAGGCUGAACACCGAGUCGCUUGUCCUUUCGGGCCAUGAUGCCAUUAUCUCAAGUGUUGCUCCUGAUUGCGAUGUCCAAAUUGGCUCUCGACUACAGCUAUGUUUCAAAUUAGGAUGGCGACCACCCAACAAACACGCCAGUAUUUUCAGUCCUGAAUACCUCAGUAUUGCUCAAUUGCCAUUAUGCACCCCUACAGCCCGUGGUCCGUAUACGGUGCUCUGUCCUGUGAAUUCUACAGAGGAUGAAUCGCCCACACAGGAUUUCCCCAUUGGAAAUUCGCCCUAG